AUGGUGGGUGAAGGUCCUUACCUCAUCUCGGAUCUGGACCGGAGAGGCCAGAGGAGAUCCUUUGCAGACAGAUAUGACCCCAGCCUGAAGACCAUGAUUCCAGUGCGACCCUAUGCAAGACUGGCAUCCAACCCAGUGGAUGACGCAGGCUUGCUCUCCUUUGCUACAUAUUCCUGGCUCACACCGGUGAUGCAGAGAAGCUACAAGCACACGCUCACUGUGGACACCCUGCCCCCACUGUCACCCUAUGACUCAUCUGACACCAAUGCCAAAAGAUUCCGAGUCCUUUGGGAUGAGGAGGUAGAAAAAGUGGGUGCUGAGAAGGCCUCUCUGGGCCGAGUGGCCUGGAAAUUCCAGAGGACCCGUGUGCUGAUGGAUGUCAUAGCUAAUAUCCUCUGCAUCGUCAUGGCAGCCCUCGGGCCUACGGUUCUCAUUCACCAAAUCCUCAAGUACACGGAGAGUACCUCUGGGAGAGUCUGGGUUGGCAUCAGCCUAUGCCUGGCUCUUUUUGCCACUGAGUUUACCAAGGUCCUCUUUUGGGCCCUUGCCUGGGCCAUAAAUUACCGCACAGCCAUCCGGUUGAAGGUGGCCCUUUCCACUCUGGUUUUUGAAAACCUGGUGUCCUUCAAGACAUUGACACACAUCUCUGCUGGAGAGGUGCUCAACGUACUAUCAAGUGAUAGCUAUUCCUUGUUUGAAGCUGCUUUAUUUUGUCCCUUGCCAGCCACCAUUCCCAUCCUAAUGGUCGUUUGUGCAGUGUAUGCCUUUUUCAUUCUGGGGCCCACAGCUUUCAUUGGGAUAUCAGUAUAUCUCAUAUUCAUCCCAAUCCAGAUGUUUAUGGCUAAACUCAAUUCAACUUUCCGAAGAUCAGCAAUUUCUGUGACAGACAAGCGAGUUCAGACAAUGAAUGAGUUUCUAACCUGCAUCAAACUGAUUAAAAUGUACGCUUGGGAGAAAUCAUUUACAAACACCAUUCAAGAUAUAAGAAAGAGGGAAAGAAAAAUCCUGGAAAAAGCUGGCUAUGUCCAAAGUGGAAACUCGGCCCUGGCCCCCAUUGUAUCCACCAUUGCCAUUGUGUCCACUUUCACCUGCCACGUUCUCCUGAAGCGCAAGCUCACCGCCCCUGUGGCAUUUAGUGUGAUUGCCAUGUUUAAUGUAAUGAAGUUUUCGAUUGCAAUUUUGCCUUUCUCGGUCAAAGCAGCGGCCGAAGCCAGAGUCUCUCUAAAGAGAAUGAAGAAAAUUCUCAUAGCUAAAAGCCCCCCAUCUUACAUCACUCAACCAGAAGAUCCAGACAUUAUGUUGUUUUUGGCAAAUGCCACUUUGACAUGGGAACAAGAAGCCUGCCUGAAAGAUGAUCCAAAGAAAAUGAAAAACCGGAAAAAGCAAUUGUUCAAGAAACAGAGGCCAGACAUAUACAGUGAGCCGAGUCCAUCUGCCCAGGAAGUUGCUAGCACAGAGGAGCAAAGUGGCAGCCCCAAAUCAGUUCUGCACAACAUAAACUUUGUGGUGAGAAAGGGGAAGGUCCUGGGAAUCUGUGGGAAUGUCGGAAGUGGGAAGAGCUCCCUCAUCUCAGCUCUCCUAGGACAGAUGCAGUUACAGAGAGGAGUUGUGGCGGUCAAUGGAUCUCUGGCUUAUGUUUCACAGCAAGCAUGGAUCUUUCAUGGAAAUGUGAGAGAAAACAUAUUAUUUGGAGAAAAGUACAAUCACCAAAGGUAUCAGCACACAGUCCGUGUCUGUGGCCUCCAGAAGGAUCUCAGCAACCUCCCUUAUGGAGACCUGACUGAGAUCGGGGAGCGGGGUCUCAACCUCUCUGGGGGGCAGAGGCAGAGGAUCAGCCUGGCCCGUGCUGUCUACUCCGACCGUCAGCUCUACCUGCUGGAUGAUCCCCUGUCAGCUGUGGAUGCCCACGUGGGGAAGCAUGUCUUUGAGGAGUGCAUUAAGAAGACACUCAAGGGGAAGACGGUUGUCCUUGUGACCCAUCAGCUGCAGUUCUUAGAGUACUGUGAUGAAGUCAUUUUGUUAGAAGAUGGAGAGAUCUGUGAGAAGGGGACCCACAAGGAGUUGAUGGAGGAGAGAGGGAAUUAUGCGAAACUGAUUUACAACCUCCGAGGGUUGCAGUUCCAGGAUCCUGAGCACAUUUACAACACAGCCAUGGUAGAAGCCCGGAAGGAGAGCUCUGCCCGGAAAGAUGAAGAUGCUGGUAUAGUCAGACUAAUAAUCCCACUCUGCCUACUGCCCUUGAUCAUGAAUGGACAUAGACUUCUAUUUCUCAUCUUAGUUUCAGCUCCAGGAGAUGAGAAAGUUGAUGGAAAAGAACAUGAAACUGAAUCAGAGCUUGCAGACAUGAAAGCUCCUGAGCACCAGCUCAUCCAGUCUGAGUCCCCCCAGGAAGGAAUCGUGACCUGGAGGACAUAUCACGCAUACAUUAAGGCUUCUGGAGGGUAUCUCCUCUCUUUCGUUGUGGUGUCCCUCUUCUUCCUGAUGAUGGGCAGCUCUGCCUUCAGUGCCUGGUGGCUGGGUCUUUGGUUAGACAAGGGCUCACAGAUCAUGUGUGGGCCCCAUGGCAAUAGGAGCACAUGUGAGGUUGGUGCGAUCAUGGCAGGCACGGGGCAUCACAUGUACCAGCGAGUGUAUGCAGCAAGCAUGGUAUCUGUGGUGGUGUUUGGCAUCAUCAAGGGUAUCACCUUCACCAAGACGGCUCUGAAGGCAUCCUCCUCACUGCAUGACAGAGUGUUCCACAAGAUCUUAAAGAGCCCAAUGAGCUUCUUUGACACCACACCUACUGGCAGGCUAAUGAACCGCUUUUCCAAAGAUAUGGACGAGCUGGAUGUCAGGCUGCCGUUUCACGCGGAGAACUUUCUGCAGCAGUUUUUUAUGGUGGUGUUUAUUCUGGUGAUAUUGGCUGCUGUGUUUCCUGUUGUCCUUUUGGUCCUGGUUAUCCUUGCUAUAGUCUUCUCCCUUCUCUUACGGAUUUUCCACCGAGGAGUCCAGGAGCUGAAGCAGGUGGAGAACAUCAGCCGGUCACCCUGGUUCUCCCACAUCACCUCUUCCAUGCAGGGCCUUGGGGUCAUUCAUGCCUACAACAAAACGGAGGACUGCAUCAACAACCACCUCCUCUACUUCAACUGUGCUCUCAGGUGGUUUGCUCUGAGGAUGGAUGUGCUCAUGAACAUCGUCACCUUCAUUGUGUCCUUGUUGGUGACUCUGAGUUUCUCCUCUAUCAGUGCUUCAUCUAAAGGCUUGUCGUUAUCUUACAUCAUACAGCUGAGUGGACUGCUCCAGGUGUGUGUGCGCACAGGAACGGAGACGCAGGCCAAGUUCACCUCUGUGGAACAGUUAAGGGAGUAUAUUUUGACCUGUGUUCCUGAACGUACUCAUCCCCUCAGAGAGGGGUCCUGUCCCAAAGACUGGCCAAGCCGAGGAGAGAUAACGUUCAAAGACUACCACAUGAGAUACAGAGCUAACACUCCCUUGGUUCUCAAUGGGUUGAAUUUGAGCAUCCAGAGUGGACAGACUGUUGGGAUCGUUGGGAGAACAGGUUCUGGAAAGUCAUCCCUGGGAAUGGCCUUGUUCCGUCUGGUGGAGCCAGCCAGUGGCACCAUCUCCAUUGAUGAGGUGGAUAUCUGCACUGUGGGUCUGGAGGAGCUCCGAAGCAAGUUGACCAUGAUCCCCCAGGACCCUAUCCUGUUUGUAGGUACAGUAAGGUUCAACCUGGAUCCCUUUGGGAGUCACAGCGAUGAAGUGCUCUGGCAGGUUCUGGAAAGAACAUUCAUGAGAGACACAAUAAUGAAACUCCCAGAAAAAUUACAAGCAGAAGUCACAGAAAGUGGGGAAAACUUCUCAGUGGGGGAACGUCAGCUACUUUGUAUGGCCCGAGCACUUCUCCGUAAUUCAAAAAUCAUUCUUCUUGAUGAAGCCACUGCCUCCAUGGACUCCAAGACAGACACUCUUGUUCAGAGCACCAUCAAAGAUGCCUUCAAAGGCUGCACGGUGUUGACCAUUGCCCACCGCCUGAACACGGUUCUCAACUGUGACAUUGUCUUGGUCAUGGAAAAUGGCAAGGUGAUUGAGUUUGACAAGCCUGAAGUCCUUGCGGAGAAGCCAGAUUCAGCAUUUGCAAUGCUACUAGCAGCAGAAGUUGGGUUGUAAAGGUCCAGGUAGCUGACUUAAGAGAAAGAUGAGGAGGAGGGUGAGGAGGAGGAGAAGGAGGAGGAUGUGUAGGAGGAGGAGGAGGAGGAGUUU
This is a messenger RNA of Perognathus longimembris pacificus (Pacific pocket mouse), 4242 nucleotides long. It is a transcript of the gene Abcc12, whose product is annotated as ATP binding cassette subfamily C member 12. Gene Ontology annotation, cellular component: membrane. Gene Ontology annotation, biological process: transmembrane transport. The transcript has 28 exons. Bases 1 to 4149 code for a protein of 1382 amino acids. Gene Ontology annotation, molecular function: ABC-type transporter activity; ATP hydrolysis activity; ATP binding. The record is from RefSeq and is a predicted model, not a curated record. Lineage: Eukaryota; Metazoa; Chordata; Mammalia; Rodentia; Heteromyidae.